AAGUCCCUAUGAAUAAUGAUGAAUUCUGAUUCGAUACGACCUGGAACAAUGCUUUUCAUAUCUUUCUUCUAAGAUUAAUGCACAAUCUGCAAAGAAGUGAAGAAGGGAAAGGGGUGAUACAUUAUCUCCGUUUGCAUUGUGACCACGUCAUUGCGCUGUAGGCGUUUCGAAUAUCAGAUUAUUAUGCAGUUGAAUUCGUCUGGUCUGACGAACAUCGGCCAUUGUUAGUUAGUGCGGUAGAUAAAAAGAGAACGGAACUAGCGAAAUUCUCCACGAGCUUUCGUCGAUAUCGAAUUUUUUCAGAGAAAAUUCCGGGGAAAUUCCAAACCAUGAUAUAAUUAGACAAAUUUUUCAUUUCUUUCUCUCACCCUGCUGCAGGCUUCAGGUCUGUCCAGAAAUUACGCGACUGAUUAAACGAACGUUUGAAAUAUGCCAAACGAAAUAGAGGAACACAGGAGAAGAAAUCCCAAGGAAACUGCAAAUUUCCUCAGCUGGUUGUGUUUUGGAUGGACUUUGCCGAUUUUUAUGCAAGGACGUAAGCGUUCUCUGCAAUUAAAAGAUUUGUACGAUCCCCUAAAAUCAAACAAAUCCGGGAAUCUCGGCAAUCGUCUCGAAAGAGAAUGGAAGAAGGAAUUAGCGACGUUUAAAAAUAGUACGAACAAAGGCUCAAAAUGCCAGCCAAGUCUGAAGUGGGCCUUGAUCCGGAUGUUCUGGGUUCCUUUUAUGCUGCAAGGAAUGCUUUUUCUGGUAUUGUUGCUCGGGCUGAAAAUAAUGCAGCCAAUAUGCCAAGGAUGGGUGAUCGGUUACUUCAAUCCGGGCGAAAACUCGAUAUCGCAAAAUCAGGGUCUCCUAAACGCUGGCGCUCUAAUUCUCGUCACUCUUGCUCUGAUACUCAUCGAACACCACAACAGACUUCGCACCCAAGAAAUCGGGAUGUGCAUCAGGAUCGCAUGCUGUUCGUUGAUAUAUAGAAAGCUCUUACGUCUGAACUUGACUGCCGUGAAAAAUGCAGCUACCGGCAAAGUCGCCAAUUUGAUCAGCAAUGAUGUGGCUCGAUUCGAUAUGCUUCUAAUAUACCUUCACUUCGUUUGGAUCAUGCCGUUGCAAAUGUCAUUGAUAGGAUACGUGAUGUGGCAAUCUUUGGGUGUCGCAACUUUGGUCGGUAUGGUUGCUAUGCUGGUCCAGACUUUACCAAUUCAGGGUUACUUGUCCCACGUUGGAGGAAAGUUGAGAUCAAAGAUAGCAGUGAAAACAGACGAGAGGGUGCAGCUGAUUCGUGAGAUAAUAGCCGGAAUCCAGGUGGUGAAGAUGUACACUUGGGAAAAACCCUUCGAGACUAUAUUAUGGAAGAUUCGAGGUCUGGAGUUGAAGCUGAUAGCGUACUGGCUGUACCUGAGAGGAAUACUGCUCGGCUUGAUGAAUUUCUCCGGACGAAUCACUGUUUGGGUGACAAUGGUUACCUUUGUGCUAAUGGGAAAUUCUCUGACGCCAGAAAUAGUGUUUCCCAUGAUCACUUUUUUCAACGUGCUUCAAAUGACGUGUGGUAUCGCGGUUCCGGCAGCUAUCAUUCAGGCCAGUGAGGCCGCUGUGUCUUUAAAAAGGAUAACUGACUUCUUAUUGAUGGAUGAAGUGGGAAUCUCAAAAAAUUCUGAAUCUAAAGCCAACGAAUCGGUGCUUCAGAAUAAUGAACAUCAAACGGAGUCUCCGCUACUGCAGAGAGACGAAGGUGUGGAAAAAAUAGACGAAUCAACUUCGCAGAAAGAAGAGAAAGAAUUGAAGAGCACAGUGUCACGCAAACGGUUUGAACAUGGAAUUGAGAUUGAACUACUUAAUGUCAACGGGAAUUGGAUACGUGGACAGUUGCCACCAACCUUGAGCGACGUUUCAAUGGAAAUAAAGAGCCAAUCUCUCUCUGUGGUUGUGGGACCUGUUGGUUCAGGAAAGUCGUCAUUGCUGCAACUACUGUUAGGCGAGUUGUCGGUCGGAGCUGGUCAACUAUCAUUUUUCACUGGUCAAGACAAUGAGAAAAUUAGGAUCAAUAGUCGGGAUAUUUGCAUGUCAUACACCAGCCAAGAACCUUGGCUUUUCUCCGGCUCAAUUCGCGAUAAUAUUCUCUUUGGCCAACCGUACGACGAAAAUCGUUACCAAGAAGUGAUAGCAGCUUGCGUGCUCGAUAAAGAUUUCCAACAGCUGCCUCAUGGUGACUUGAGUUUCGUCGGAGAAAGAGGAGCCAUUCUGUCUGGAGGUCAGCGAGCUCGUGUCAAUCUCGCCAGAGCCAUUUAUAAAGAUGCCGAUCUUUACUUGCUCGACGAUCCUCUGAGCGCUGUCGAUGCUCCAGUCGCUCGUCAUCUGUUCGAAGAAUGUAUCAAGGGUUUUUUAAAGGGCAAAACCCGUAUCCUCGCUACUCAUCAGCUACAAUUUCUGCAGCAAGCCGAUGACAUAAUCAUCAUCGAUCGUGGUACUAUUAAGAGUCAAGGAAAAUACGAUAAGAUAGUCGAGGCUGGUCGGUAUUUUGAAGCAAACAAAUUUCCCGAAGAGAACGUCCAAGGCAAGGCAUCAUGUAAAAGUGCUGAGAAGCCCAAAGUGUCAGAGAAUGAAAAGUUCACGGCGGGAAAACCACUAUCGCAAAUAUUCAAGAGUUACUUUUUGUCAGGCGGUCAUAUCUGCUCGCUGAUCUUGCUCGGCGUAACUUUUAUAAUUGGACAAGUAGCAACUAAUGCGAGUGAUUAUUGGCUGACCUACUGGACAAAUCACAAUACCGUCAAAGCUGUGGAGCCGCAAUCAGUCAAUUUCAUUGUUGGUGAUCAAGAUCAAGCUUUGAACAAUUCUGCUAACAUGUCGGUCACAUCUGAAUCGGCGUGGUUUGAUGAAUUCGGACUGCUGCGUACAAACGUAGCGAUUGAAGUUUAUACAGCGUUGAUUCUGGCCAAUGUUCUCAUUCUUUUCCUCCGCAGUCUGCACUUCAUGAAAAUAUGCAUGAACGCCAGUCGCAAUAUCCACAAGUCGAUGUUUUACAAUCUUUUGUUGGCUCCUAUGAGAUUCUUCAACAUCAACCCAGCUGGGAGAGUGUUAAACCGAUUCUCGAAGGACGUUGGUGCUAUGGAUGAAUUAUUGCCUAAGGCGAUUUUGGAAGCACUACAGAUUUUUACCGUGAUACUGGGGAUCUUCGUAAUUGUCGCCAUUAUCAUACCAUUGGCGAUUAUUCCUGCAGUGAUCAUGUGUGGACUCAUGUAUUUUGUAACGAUCUACUUUCUCAGAGUUACCCGAGACAUCAGGCGACUGGAAGGAAUGACCAAAAGUCCAGUCUUUUCGCAAAUCAGCUCUACUUUGGAUGGAUUAACCACGAUUCGAAGCAGAGGUACAGCGGUCGAAGAAAUGAUGGUGAAGGAAUUCGACCGUCACCAAGACGUGAACACCGGUGCCUGGUACCUGACGAUUGCCACUGCGACUGCCUUCGGGUUUACUCUCGACCUUAUUUCUUGCUUUUUUACUGCCUUCGUUUGCUUUUCGUUGAUCUUCUUGAAUGAUGGAAACUUUCUGGGCGGAUCUGUGGGUCUCGCAAUUUCACAAUGCUUGACCUUAACUGGUCUGGUUCAAUAUGGUAUCAGACUAUUUGCUAUGGUAGUUGCGCAAAUGAUAUCAGUGGAGAGAGUUCUUCAAUAUACAAAUUUGCCCAAGGAAAAAGUCGUUGUCACUGACAAACCACCUCCAGCUGAUUGGCCCUGUAAGGGUGGUUUGGUUUUCAAAGGUGUCUCCAUGAAAUAUGCUGAUGAUGAACCACCGGUACUGAAGAAUCUAAAUUUCAAUAUAAAGCCUGGCUGGAAGGUUGGCAUAGUGGGAAGGACUGGUGCAGGAAAAUCCUCGCUCAUUUCGGCGCUGUUUCGGUUAACUGGUGACGGACUAGAGGGUGAAAUUCUUUUGGACGAGAUAGACACUAUGUCAAUAGGGCUGCACGAUCUGCGUUCUCGAAUCUCCGUCAUUCCCCAAGAGCCAGUCUUGUUCUCAGCAAGUCUCCGUUAUAACUUGGACCCUUUUAAUCGGUACUCAGACUCAGAAUUGUGGGACAGCCUACGAGAAGUAGAACUUGGUAACUUGGUAUCAUCCCUCGACUUCCAAGUUGCUGAGGGUGGAGCCAACUUUAGUAUCGGGCAGCGACAACUGAUCUGCUUGGCCAGAGCAAUCCUUAGAAACAAUCGGCUCAUCGUGCUUGAUGAAGCUACUGCCAACAUCGACCGAAUCACUGACGCUUUGAUCCAAACCACUAUAAGACGGAGGUUUUCUGACAGCACGGUACUGACGAUAGCGCAUCAAAUUAAAACAAUAAUGGACAGUGACCGAGUCUUGGUCAUAGAUGGAGGCUGCAUCGUGGAAUUUGGUCCUCCGCAUCUACUGUUAAAAGAUCCCAAUGGCUUUUUUACGCAAAUGCUUCAGCAAACUGGAAUGACGACCUCGAAAAUACUUUUAUAAGCUGCUGAUAGCGCUUAUCAAUAAAGCCUUGGGCCCAUCAAAGCAGCAGACGAUAUUGUAUACCAUACCUGUCAGUAGGAGAUUAAUUGAUAAUGAAAAAAUUAAUAAUCAGACAAGCUGAAUCGCAUUGGCAUCAGUAAUCGUUACAAUAUAUUUGAAGCCAAUGAGAUCCGAAUGGGUCUAUGAAUUAUGUAAUAUAAUAAGAACGAAACCUCGAUUUCAUUAGAUCUAAUUACGUUUUGUGAGCGUAUAAUCAGAUCUAAUCAUAUUUUCCCGGGAUACACUGUUUCUUAUUCAAAUAUAUCGUUUACCUGUUAUUAUGUUGAUUUAAAGCAUACCAACUGUUGAAAAAAUAUACUGAAUAUAUAAACGUUGUUCAAUCUCGAUUAUGUCACUCCAUUAUAAACACGUGAUCGUCUGCUGGGUCAACUAUUGACUAAAGCAUUAUGUUUAACUAUAUCAAUUGUGGCAUUCAAAUAUUCAUAAAACAUAUCGAGCAAUGACGUGUGUUAUAAAAUAACUGCCCCACUUUUUUCAGUUUAAUCCAUUUCGUGGUGUAUACACGAAUAAUUAUUAACAAGCAAUGUGAUGAAGAAGAUGGGAAAUUUGCUAUCAGCGCGGAUACACCAGAAUUGUCGUCAGCGUCUUAUCGCCGCGGUGGUAAGAAAAAGUUUGCGACGGUCGCGUCGGAACGGCUAACAGGUAUUCAUCGUUAGUGAGAUGAAACGGUAACACCG
This is a messenger RNA of Neodiprion fabricii, 5204 nucleotides long. RefSeq names its product ATP-binding cassette sub-family C member 4-like. The transcript has 17 exons. Lineage: Eukaryota; Metazoa; Arthropoda; Insecta; Hymenoptera; Diprionidae. The record is from RefSeq and is a predicted model, not a curated record. Bases 430 to 4467 code for a protein of 1345 amino acids. Gene Ontology annotation, molecular function: ATP hydrolysis activity; ABC-type transporter activity; ATP binding. Gene Ontology annotation, cellular component: membrane. Gene Ontology annotation, biological process: transmembrane transport.